Endocarpon pusillum Z07020 is the source of this 1428-nucleotide messenger RNA. RefSeq lists its product as uncharacterized. The coding region runs from base 1 to 1428 and encodes 475 amino acids. The record is from RefSeq and is a predicted model, not a curated record. The transcript has 2 exons. Lineage: Eukaryota; Fungi; Ascomycota; Eurotiomycetes; Verrucariales; Verrucariaceae.
AUGGCUGCUCUUUCCACCACUCAGACCAAUCUUCUUUCCAGAAUCUCUAAGCCUUCGGUGGAACGGUCAGUCAAGCACGACUCUGCUCCAGGCCGCCCAAAGACAUAUGACUGGAUUUCGACGAAACGAAAGCGAGAUAUUGAUGACUUGAGAGAAAGCAGUGGUGUGGUGCCAGCGCUUCCUGUAUGCAAGAAGCCAAAACUUUUCUUUGCACAAUCUGGCCACCCAGUGUUUGCUUUCGAAACCAACCAGGUCUCCCGCCCCUCACUUCAAUCGACACCCAUUAACAAGGCUCGAUCUCCGCCUGCAACAUCAACGCUUUCACUUGUAUGCCACAACUUGUCACAACCCAUCCGUACUCUUAUCACGCUGCACAAAUACUUCUUGCAAGCACUCUCUCUUCACUACGCCCAUAGCAGAGGUCAUGCGCCAGCUGAGCUUGGAAGACUUCUCGAGACUGUUACGAGGCUAUGGAAGGAAAGAUCAGUCACAAAAGAGGAUAUACAAAGAAUGUUGGCAUUGUACGAGGUUAAAGUAGAGAUUGCGCUGCCUGAUGGAAUGGAUCUAAUCCAAUCUUUGAGUCCAUUCAAGCUUGUAACAGCUGGCUCGUGCAACAGUAUCGAGUUUUUCGUCCAGCGAAAGAAGACUGGAGAGCCCAUAUCUUCUUCGUUUGUCGAAAAGGACCUGCAGGAGUCGUACCGGUCUCACAUCUAUAGGUUGGAAUCCGCCUGGAUCAAACAUCAACAUGAACAUCUUUCAUUCUUCGAUGAAGACGCCUCUCUCGACGACUUUCCCAGGCUUGCCUUCAGUAUCGGCACACAAACCGCAGCCCGCAAAGCCCAGGCUUCAAAACAACGUGGGGAAAUCUUGAAAUUAUCGAGUGCUGCUCAAAUCCGGAAUGAGAAGGCAUCAACCUCGCGGCGAGACCCAAUCACCGAACUGAUUUCACGUGAAAUUACGUCGACCGAGCGUAAGAAGCAAGACCUCCUUGAUCGCAUCAAAGCAAAAGAGCUCGCACUUAAAGCCCGGGCUAAGCCUACAGCUGAACAGAUCCUUCGCAAACACGCCCUAGACAGGAUUCCGGAGGUGGUCGACGUCCUAAGGAUGAUGCAGCAGCAGCAGCAGAAAGGAGAAUCCAAAUCGAGGGUUUAUGAUAACAACUCGAACGCCUUCAAGUCAGCCAACCGAUCUGGGAAAGUAUCUUUCAACCGGACGCAGAUCAGGGACAACAUCAAGAGCUCCACCAGUGUUCCUAUUUCUGACGAAGAGGUGAUGAUGUGUCUGAAGAUGCUCAGCGACGAGCUAGACGGGAGUUGGGUGCAGAUGGUUGAGACAGGGUCCACAUCAAAGACUGUCUUUGUGGUGAUUGAGGGCGAGGGUAUGAGUGGUAAGGAGGUGCAGAGACGACUUACAGCCCAGAUGGUCUAG